Messenger RNA from Emiliania huxleyi CCMP1516, 681 nucleotides. RefSeq lists its product as hypothetical. Bases 13 to 648 code for a protein of 211 amino acids. The record is from RefSeq and is a predicted model, not a curated record. The transcript has a single exon. Lineage: Eukaryota; Haptophyta; Isochrysidales; Noelaerhabdaceae.
GAGUGGCGCUCGAUGCUCAAGGACCUGGUGCGCGCGGAGGUGACGUCGCACAGAGGCGACUUGGAGAGGAAGCAGCGCGGGAAUGGCGCGUACACGCUGCGGCCACUCUCCACCAUGUCUCAAGUGCAGGUCGACCACGUCUUUGAGUGCCAGGCGAUGGGCGACGUGCUCUUCCGCGCGGAGGGCAUGCGCGGUGUGCUGCGAGCCGUCGACUGGCAGUCCAAGAGGCGGCUGAGCAGCCAGCCUGUGGUGGUGCAGAGCGGGCUGAGCCACGCGUGCCUCGUGCACAACUCGCCCGACUUUCUGGUCGUCACCUCGGGCCUGAGCAACCGCAAGAAGCAGGGCGCCUUUCAGCGCGCGCUGCGCAUGCUCGAGCGCGGCGAGGAGCUGGAGCGCGGCAUCGAGGCCGAGCUCGCGCACAACUUCUCCAACCCGGGCCUGGAGAGCCCGUUCGAGCCCGCGCACGCCCGGCUGAUGGCGCGCGAGGUGACCCGCCGCCUAAGGGACCUCGAGGAGCCCCUCAUCGCGCGACUCGCGGACGUGCCGCGCGGACUUGCGCAGGGCUCCGGCCAGGGCAGGCGGUACGAGGAGCUCGCAGACGAGGUGCGCGUCCUGUACGACCAGUUUGCGAUAACUCAGAGAAUAUGACGUGGAAGAGUCGAGAAGAGGGCGCCACAUCGU